This is a messenger RNA of Cottoperca gobio, 1142 nucleotides long. It is a transcript of the gene mettl21a, whose product is annotated as methyltransferase 21A, HSPA lysine. NCBI's taxonomy places the organism in Eukaryota, Metazoa, Chordata, Actinopteri, Perciformes, Bovichtidae. Bases 1 to 657 code for a protein of 218 amino acids. The record is from RefSeq and is a predicted model, not a curated record. The transcript is spliced from 3 exons. Gene Ontology annotation, cellular component: protein-containing complex; cytosol.
AUGGCUCUGGUUCCGUACGUAGAUAAUUCGUUCCCUGUGCUUUCCAAACUUCACAAUUCAUCCGCACAGUUUCGCUUCGCCAACCGCGACCUCCGUCUUGCCCAGGACUGGAAGAAGCUCGGGGUAGCAGCAGUUGUGUGGGAUGCGGCCGUUGUUAUGUGUAUUUACCUGGAGAUGGGGAAAGUGGAGUUAAAGGAGAAGGAGGUCAUUGAACUGGGAGCUGGCACUGGACUGGUGGGCAUUGUCGCAGCGCUGCUCGGUGCGAAAGUGACCAUCACUGACAGACAGCCUGCCCUGGACUUCCUCUCUGCCAACGUGAAGGCAAACCUGCCCUCAGACUCCCAUGAGUCAGUGGUUGUGUCUGAGCUGACGUGGGGAGAGGGCCUUGAACGUUACCCAGCUGGGGGAUUCGAACUGGUGCUGGGAGCAGACAUUGUUUACCUGGAGGACACCUUCGUGUCGCUGCUGGAGACUCUGGAGCACCUGUGUUCGGACACAUCGGUGGUGUUACUGGCCUGUAAGAUCCGCUACAAGCGAGAUACAAACUUUUUGAGCAUGCUGAAGCAGCGUUUCACCGUUGAAGAGGUCCACUAUGACAAACAAAGGGACAUCCAUUUAUAUAAAUCAUGGAAACUUCCAACUAGGACGGAUUUGUGACAUCUGGGUGUCCGUUUUCAUUUAUUUACUGCCCUCUUCUUUGUAAUAAUUUACUGGUUUUGGCAUAAGAAUCCAAUAAAAUGUUAAAAAGAAAGAAAUCAAAGAUUACCAGAAACACAUUUAUUAACAGCUGCCAAAAAUGUAAUAAUUGAAUAGCUCUAACAUAAUGCACUGUAUUAUACAAGUUGGUGCUGACAUUUAGAAAUUGUGAAUACAAAAUUAAUGAUAAGCAACAUAAAAAAAAGCAUACUAUGUCAUGACUAUACAUAAUACCUAAAAUAACACAACAUGGCAUUCCAUUAUAAUGAAAAUAUCCAUUAUUGUUCUGUGAAUUCUUUGAUUUGGACGCACUUUACAAUCCUCUUGCAGGGUGUUUGAUAGGUGCAAUCGUACUUGGUGCAAUUGGACGCUGCAAACAACGUCCAAUCAAAUGUCUGAUGAUGCCUUGAUAAUUAAUAAGCAAUAAAACACCAUGUACAUUUUGA